CAUUCCAGUGAAGAGGUUCAGAAAAGAAGGACGCUUAGCAUGGAACUCCCAAGGCUUGGAGAUGUGGUCCCCCAAAAGUUUAGUCGUUGAAUGGGAGACCGAAGGGUGAUGGGAAGGGGCAGGCGCGCCUGGGGUGCUCGAAUGGGGCGUGCGGCGGCAGAAUUGUAAUGCGCUCUUCCUCGGAUUGCCUGCCCCGGGUGACCUCCUGGACCUGCCCUGGCGGAAUCCGGACUUGCCCCGCCGAGAUGACGAGGGCUGACUUCAAGGACGUGAAUUGGUGACCUCAUCCCAACAUCAGAACCUCAGCUGCUAUUCUGAUUUUCGCACCAUUCCAGGCACCUUGAACUUCAUAUGGAAAUACAGUUGAACCUUGGGGUCUGAUGGAAAUUCACUGUGACAUUCAAAUCAAGACCACUUGCUGAAACCUGCAGAGCCUUUCCUCCAUGGGCCCUGAUGGUAGCCUCCAGAAGGUGCAGCCUCAGCUGGUCCUCCUUCUGUGGCAAGAAUAAACUUUGGGUCCUGGAUUGCAACCCCACCUGUGGAGAAAAUGGUAUGCGAGGGAAAGCGAUCCGCCUCUUGCCCUUGUUUCUUCCUCCUGACGGCCAAGUUCUACUGGAUCCUCACCAUGAUGCAAAGAACUCACAGCCAGGAGUAUGCCCAUUCGAUCCGCGUGGAUGGGGACAUCAUUCUGGGCGGUCUCUUCCCUGUCCACGCGAAGGGAGAGAGAGGGGUGCCUUGCGGGGAGCUGAAGAAGGAAAAGGGGAUCCACAGACUGGAGGCCAUGCUUUACGCAAUCGACCAGAUUAAUAAGGACCCCGAUCUCCUCUCCAAUAUCACUCUGGGGGUCCGGAUCCUCGACACGUGCUCCAGGGACACGUACGCUUUGGAGCAGUCACUCACGUUCGUACAGGCGUUGAUCGAGAAAGACGCUUCCGAUGUCAAGUGCGCUAAUGGAGAUCCGCCCAUUUUCACCAAGCCUGACAAGAUUUCUGGCGUCAUAGGUGCUGCCGCGAGCUCCGUGUCCAUCAUGGUGGCUAACAUUUUAAGACUUUUUAAGGUAGGUAAAGGCUUAGACAGUUUGGACCGUGGUGGGCAGACAGGAGAGUGUCCUGCAGGUUUAGGAAGAAAGCAAAGGCAGGAAAGACAGCCUCUCCAGGGUCACAGGUUCCUCGGAUUGAGGCUUCUGGCUCCAGGCUUCUCCCUGUGUGGAUUGCGUUACAUUUUUUAAAACAAUGACCUGGAGUAAUGGUGACUUUUUGUUUUUCUUUCUUUCCUGAACACACAGGGAGGUAAUCAUUUCUAGGACAUGUUGCGUCCUCAGCAUCUGGGGAUGUGCUCUCUAGGGAGGCAUUAUUAAAGCAAAUCAAGUGUUUGGAGAGCGUCUCAGUGAACUCAGCUCAGUUAUCAGAUCAAACAUGUCUAGGGUAUUUGAGGUCUAAGAUAAGUUACUUGAUGAAACUUCUGUAUCGUGGGAUGCUCUGUUGUGACACAAGUUCCUGUGUGAAGGAAUAGUAUUUAUCACUAAUGUGUCGAUGGGAGUGACACUCUGGGCUAGAAGAUGGCCGUAAAAUUGUCAGGUUUAUUGCAGUUACAAUAGGGAAGAACCUCAUUAAUUCAGACUACUCUGAUGCAGACUGAGAAUAAUUGUAUGUAAUUCUUAUUGAGUUAAAAGUUCAAAUUUAGCAGGAUAAUUCGAGACUUUUUCAUUUAGGUCAGAUGACCUGUUACCUAUAAAUUGAAUUUGCAUAUUGAAUAAAAUUAGCAGGGAAAAUAAGGGAUGGAACAAUACUUUGAAAAUAUUGAGUCCCAUAAAAAUAAAAUUACUGUAGCUCAUCUUUCAUUAACUUUCUCCUUUUCUUUGUUCAUUCUAUUACAUAGUCUUUUGUAACAGACAUAGACAUAAUUUUAAAGAUUGAAAAUACUUUUCACUCUGAUUUUUUAGUCACUGGGACCUGACUCUUCCACCUUAUUCUGAAUUAAUGAAUCUUCGUUUUAUAUUGUGAGCAAAUGUUUCUGUGCAUAUUAGAUUUAAAAAUAUUAAAAGAAUAUGAGACGUUGGACAGACGACAGAUAUAUGACAAAAAUGAACAAAGUAAUGGAAAACUUACGCCAGAAAAAAGAUAGAAGGGUUUGAACCAAAGACUUUCUGGUUCGGAAGCCACCCUAGGGGACCAUCGAGUCUGGUUCACGUCUGUAACAUCCCCCCAGCUUCUGUAUGAAUUCCCUUAGUUUAAAGGAGGGAAUGCUGGAGUUCCUUUCAUGGCUCAGUGGUUAAUGAACCUGACUAGGAUCCAUGAGGUUGCCGGUUUGAUCCCUGGCCUUGCUCAGUGGGUUAAGGAUCCGGUAUUGCCAUGAGCCGUGGUAUAGGUCGCAGAUAUGGUUUGGAUCUCGCGUUGCUGUGGCUCUGGUGUAGGCUGGCGGCUACAGCUCUCAGAUUCGACCCUGAUCCUGGGACCCUCCCUAUGCUGUGGGUUUGGCCCUAGAAACAGC
Molecule: messenger RNA, 2490 nt
Organism: Phacochoerus africanus (Common warthog)
Lineage: Eukaryota; Metazoa; Chordata; Mammalia; Artiodactyla; Suidae
Product: metabotropic glutamate receptor 8-like
Exons: 2
Coding region: 548-1228 (226 amino acids)
Biological process (GO): G protein-coupled glutamate receptor signaling pathway; regulation of synaptic transmission, glutamatergic
Cellular component (GO): membrane
Molecular function (GO): group III metabotropic glutamate receptor activity
Source: RefSeq, a predicted model, not a curated record